Enterobius vermicularis (human pinworm) is the source of this 1431-nucleotide messenger RNA. Lineage: Eukaryota; Metazoa; Nematoda; Chromadorea; Rhabditida; Oxyuridae. The record is from the annotation of a GenBank genome assembly.
AUGAGAGAGGAAGGAAAAAAUGGUGGAGGAGAUUGGGAGAAAAAACUGCAGCAGUUCUGGUUCCCAAAUUUUUUCAUGGAGGCCAAAAAAUUGAUUGAUGAUACAGACGCUCAACGAAAUGAUUUGGAAAACCAGAUCAGGAAAAUGCAAGAAGAGAUUGCGGAGUACAAGAAAAAAUAUGAUGAAGCGCUGGAAGGACAUGAAAAUGAUCGAGCAAAAAUUGAUAAACUGCUCACAGUUUUGGCUGAUAUCGAAGCUGAAGCUAAUCUGUUGAGAAGAAGAAUCAACGAAUUAGAAGAGGAAGUAUCACGUAUCAAGAAGGAAAAUCAACAUUUGAUUGGCGAACUUCAACGCGCUCGAACUGACUUGGAUCAAGAGACGCUGAAUCGUAUUGACUAUCAAAACCAGGUUCAAACACUUCUGGAAGAGAUAGACUUCCUUAAACGUGUCCAUGAUCAAGAGAUUAAAGAACUGCAAACCUUAGCUGCACGAGAUACUACGCCAGAGAACCGCGAAUUCUUCAAAAAUGAACUAGCUUCGGCAAUUCGAGAUAUUCGUGCCGAAUAUGAUCAGAUUUCAAAUGUUAACCGAACUGAUAUGGAAUCGUGGUACCGACUUAAAGUUCAAGAAAUUCAAACUCAAUCGGCUCGUCAAACUAUGGAACAAGGAUACGCUAAGGAGGAAGUUAAGAGACUUCGUACUCAGUUGGCUGAUCUGCGCGGAAAAUUAGCUGACCUCGAAAGUCGCAAUGCUCUUUUGGAAAAACAGAUUCAAGAGCUCAACUUCCAACUGGAAGACGAUCAACGCUCUUAUGAAGCAGCGUUAAAUGAUAGAGAUGCUCAGAUCAGAAAGAUGAGAGAAGAAUGUCAGGCACUGAUGGUCGAACUGCAAAUGCUGCUUGAUACAAAACAGACGCUAGAUGCGGAAAUCGCCAUCUACCGUAAGAUGUUGGAAGGUGAAGAGAAUCGUGCAGGUUUGCGUCAACUUGUGGAACAGGUUGUUCGUACUCACGGUCUUACACAACAAGAGGAUACUGAAACUCUUCGCGUUGUUAAAAGCGAAACGGCAUCACGGCAAUCCUUCCAACGAUCCGCCAAGGGAAAUGUGUCAAUCCAUGAGGCUCCAGCAGAUGGCAAAUAUAUUGUCCUACAAAAUACACAUCGUGCUAAAGAAGAACACAUCGGAGAAUGGAAAUUAAAGAGAAAAAUUGAUGGCAAAAAAGAAGUCGUUUUUACAUUCCCAAAAGACUAUGUUCUUAGACCGGGAAAGAGUGUUAAGAUUUUUGCUAGAGGUCAUGGAGUUGCAUCACCACCUGAUCAACUGGUGCACGAAGGUGACGAUUCAUUUGGUGUUGGUUCCAACGUUCAUACCAUUCUAUAUAGUCGCGACGGCGAAGAACGAGCCACACAUAUUCAACGAUCCAGUCAGUGA